This is a messenger RNA of Parathielavia appendiculata, 1192 nucleotides long. Its product is annotated as alpha-acetolactate decarboxylase. Gene Ontology annotation, biological process: acetoin biosynthetic process. The record is from RefSeq and is a predicted model, not a curated record. The coding region runs from base 262 to 975 and encodes 237 amino acids. Gene Ontology annotation, molecular function: acetolactate decarboxylase activity. NCBI's taxonomy places the organism in Eukaryota, Fungi, Ascomycota, Sordariomycetes, Sordariales, Chaetomiaceae. The transcript has a single exon.
GAUUAGCAGAAUUGAGUCGGCAUUUGCAGUGCCCGGUGCCUCGCCUUGAUGCCACUUGUCUCUCACACGCCUGACCACUGCUUCUAGGCUGACCAUCGGUUUUGUGGCCCACUCUCCUCCGGAGGAGAGUAGGACAGUUGAAAAAAAGCACUGGCCCACGGACAGCCAAGUAUGCUCUGUAUUCCGUAUGCUUAACUGGAUUCCUCUACAUCUCCGCCCGAAAUCACUGAACACCGCCAGCACGCAAUGAGUCGACUCAGAAUGGCCUUCAACGAAGUCUUUCAAUACUCUAUUGUCUCGGCCUUGAUGGAUGGCGUCGCCACUCAUGGCAUCCCGAUUGCUCGCGUUCUCGAGCACGGCGACCACGGCCUGGGCACUUUCCGCAAUAUGGUCGGAGAGAUGAUCGUGGUCGAGAGCGAAGUGUACCAGAUGAAAGCCGAUGGGUCCGUCGUGCACAUUGACCCAGAAACCACCAUCACGCCCUUUGCUACCGUAACGCGGUUCCGCCCUACAACGACCAAAAAGGCUGCCGUUUCGGGAAAGGCCGGCCUCGAGGAUCUGCUGAACUCAAUGUUCCCCAAAGCAAGGAAUCACUUCCUGGCGGUACGCAUGGAUGGGGUUUUCACAAAGAUCAAUGUCCGAACAGCUGGCGGGCAGCUCAAGCCUAGGGAAGGGAUGGUGGAUGUGUGCUCCCGGCAGACGACCCAUACGUUUGAGGCGGUCAAGGGGACAAUCGUCGGAUUCAGGUGCCCGGAGUACGUGAUGGGAGUCAAUGUUGCCGGCGACCACUUCCACUUCAUCACGGAGGACAGGCAACGGGGAGGUCAUAUUCUGGCUUUUGAGACGGAUGGGGACGUGGAAAUUGGAGCCGCGCAACUGUCCAACUUCCACUUGGAGUUGCCGUCGGAAGAUGAAGAGUUCAAUGAAGCGACAUUGAAGCUUCAGGCCCAAGGCAUCAAGAAAGUGGAGGGGUAAUUAGAUUACGCAGUUGAGAACUUCAUGAUGGUUGAUGAUGUUAGUAUCAUUCCCCAGCCGUUUCUGUGACAGGUUUGCCCGCUGUCGAGGCUUAUAGUGGUGUUGCAUCCCUUGAUGUCGGACAGCAUCCGGUUUCGGCACAGCUCAAAUGCCGCGUCAGGAUAUUUGACCAGUUUGGGAAGGUGGGUGAUUCGUUAGCCUAAAACUGCAUUUUGUU